Messenger RNA from Phycodurus eques (leafy seadragon), 1255 nucleotides. RefSeq names its product transcription factor 7-like 1-C. The record is from RefSeq and is a predicted model, not a curated record. Gene Ontology annotation, molecular function: DNA-binding transcription factor activity, RNA polymerase II-specific; RNA polymerase II cis-regulatory region sequence-specific DNA binding. Lineage: Eukaryota; Metazoa; Chordata; Actinopteri; Syngnathiformes; Syngnathidae. Gene Ontology annotation, biological process: canonical Wnt signaling pathway; regulation of transcription by RNA polymerase II. The coding region runs from base 143 to 841 and encodes 232 amino acids. Gene Ontology annotation, cellular component: beta-catenin-TCF complex. The transcript is spliced from 7 exons.
CAUAUCAGUGAGUAGUAGGCUUUCUAGAGGCAGUCUCAGCAAGAAAAUUCCCAACAGCAAAUGGAUUUGGAGGCAAAGAAGGGCAAGCUCAUCCAACAAUUUAAGUAAGCUACAAAACCUACAUUGAGAACUACCUGAGGAUAUGGAAAUGGCUAGUUUCACAUCAAAAUGUCUUCCUCAAAAUGCUGCUCAACCUUCACGACCUGAUGGGCCAAGGUACAACACCAACCCUCAGGCGGUAAGCAGCCAGCAGAGGGGCUAUAAUGGCUUUGUUCCCAUACAAAACAGUUACAUGCAGCCAACUCCUGUGAUGGCUGUUCCCAGCAUGCACUUUGUACCAAUGAAUCUCCAGCCGCUGCCCCAGAGCAUUGAGACACUUUCCCAUAUCAAUGGCCAGACUAACUUUGUACCAGAGGUGAUGCUGCCCAAUGGCAUGAACAUGCGUCCUGUUGGAUUACUGAAUGGCGAGCUUUUGUACAAAGUUACAGCGCCAUCUAACAUUGCUGCUCCCCCUCCUGCCAACAUUCCCAAGAUCAAGAGGAAAACUAAAAAAGUGGAAGACCAUUUAACACAGCAAACAUAUGUCAAGAAGCCUCUAAAUGCCUUCAUGUUGUUCUCGAAGGAACACCGGCAAGCAGUCAAGGCCAAGUCUGCCUCAACGAAUAUUGCCGUUAUAAAUGAAACCUUAGGAAAGAUGUGGCAUUUGCUGCCUGAUAAAGAGAAGGCCAAGUAUUAUGAGCAAGCUGAGGAAGAGAGGAAACUUCACGCCCAGCAGCAUCCAGAUUGGUCCUGUCGCCACAAUUACGGCAAAAAGAGGUACAAUAAAAGGACCAGGGAGUGAGCUAUAGCAAUGCUGGCUUGUGACAUUGAGGAAGCCAAAAGGCGGAAUGUGUUUGAACAGGAUCUUUUCCCCCUCCUCGUCACGGACUUCAUCAACCCACACGAGUGUCACUGGGACAAGCAAAGUCUUAUCGAAUAUUUCCGUGCCAUCAAUUUGUAUCCAUAGCAAGAGAACACCAUUGUAUCCCUCAAAAGGUGAAAACGACUUUUGUGUUCUCAUGCAAAAGAACAAACGGCAAACCAUGGCUUCAUCAAGACGUUGUUUUGAGCACCCCUCGGUGUAUUUAUCAAAACACUGAUGACGUGACAUCUCAAUUUGUAAGUACCAUUAACUGCCCCACAACCGGGAAUUUAACUCGGAUUUUGCUUUGCGCUGUUACAGGAAACGAAGGUAAAUAAAAGCCGAUCGACUGUC